Molecule: messenger RNA, 714 nt
Organism: Lachancea dasiensis
Lineage: Eukaryota; Fungi; Ascomycota; Saccharomycetes; Saccharomycetales; Saccharomycetaceae
Source: the annotation of a GenBank genome assembly
AUGGCAAAAUCCAGAUUUGAGUAUGUGCGGCAAUUUGAAACGCACUGCACUCUUCUACCAGAGACGUAUAUAGUGGUGAGAAUCGAUGGUAAGAAGUUUCAUGAAUUCUCCAAGCAUUAUGACUUCGAAAAACCUAACGAUGCUCGAGCUCUACGUUUAAUGAAUGCUUGUGCGAAAAAUGUAGUGCUGAAGUACAGAAACGACAUAAUUUGUGCCUUUGGCGAAAGCGAUGAGUACUCCUUUAUCCUUAGGAAAGAUACCGUUUUGUUCAAGAGGCGGCACGACAAGUUAAGCUCGCUUUUUGUCUCUCUUUUCAGCUCCAAUUACGUUGCAUUAUGGGACAAGUUUUUUCCCGACAGGCCGCUGGAUUACAAGCACCUCCCGUUUUUCGACUCUCGCUGCGUGUGCUACCCCAGUCUAAAUACUAUCAAGGACUAUCUAUGUUGGCGGUUUGUCGACACACAUAUCAACAACUUGUACAACACUGUAUUUUGGAACUUGAUAAUCAAGUGCGGCCUCACGCCACAAGAAUCCGAGCAAAAGUUGUGCGGGACUCUUAGCAGUGAGAAACAGGAAAUUUUGUUCGCUGACUGUGGCAUUAACUACAACAACGAGCCUGAAAUGUUCAAAAAGGGUUCCCUAAUAACCAACAAAGGCGAGAUCACUCACGUCGACGUUGUAAAAAUCAUUGAUUCUUUGUUUGAAAAGUUUUAG